CUAGAAUAAAGUUCUCAUCGUUUAAUUUUACAAAAAACUUAUAAUCUCCAUGUCCUUUGUAUAUAAUUAAUUUAAAUUAGUUUUAAUUCAUGCAAAUACAGUGAAAAUAUAAAAGAUUCCUAUUAUUCAACUUCAACAAUGCAAACUCUUAUAUUUAAUAAAAACAAAAUGCGCGCACAAAAAGGCUUGUACGAAUCACGAUAAGUUGUAUAUAUAUAUAAAGUUGUAUUAUUACUGAUUAAUUCAUUUACAAACUAACUUGGCUCCGAAUAUCUUUAGAAAAUGCUUACUACACUGUUACUAUUAUCAUGUGCAUUUUUCAGUGCUUCGGGUGAAAAAGAAAAAUGCAAAGUUACAGACAAGCAAUGUAUUCUUUUGCUCAGCAAUUCUGUCUUUGAAAAAGUAUUCGAAGCUGAUAAUAAUCAAAACGUCGAUCCCAUGUACAUAGAGUUCAUGGAAGGAAAUUUUCUUGACCUGAAGAUCAAGUUCAGAAAUAUUUCCAUGACUGGCUAUAAUACCUGUAAAGUCUUCGAUUUAUAUUGGGAUAUAGAACAAUUUUUAUUCAACUUCGAAUUGUACUGUUCGAGAAUUUCGAUUAAUGGUCAAUAUGAGAUAUCUGGACCGGCUGUGACAACUGAAGAAAAAGGAAAAUAUACUAUUAAUACAAAAAGCUACAAGUUAAUGACGAACACGACAUUUGAGCUUGUACAAACUGUUGGCAAUAAAACUGUUUUUCAUGUUAAGAACUUCAACGCCAAGGUGUCGCCGUUGGAAAAAGUGGCUUUACAUUUCACGAAUCUUUAUAACGGGCAGGAAAUACCAAGUGCCAAAUUUUUAACACAAGAGCACUGGAGAAAUAUUAUCUACACUCUUCAAGAUAACUUCGCUACAAUCUGCUUCAGGAAUUUAUUUCUAGCUUUAAAUAAACUAUUUACAACAUUGCCAUUAGAAGAAUAUUUGGAAUUGUAGUUUCCAUUAUAAGUAAUAUAAACUUAGAAGUAAUAUAAAUAAUAAAGAUUACAUACGGUGUUCCGCAAGGAAGCGUA
Molecule: messenger RNA, 1046 nt
Organism: Bombyx mori (domestic silkworm)
Lineage: Eukaryota; Metazoa; Arthropoda; Insecta; Lepidoptera; Bombycidae
Exons: 5
Coding region: 283-969 (228 amino acids)
Source: RefSeq, a predicted model, not a curated record